Molecule: messenger RNA, 609 nt
Organism: Hevea brasiliensis (rubber tree)
Lineage: Eukaryota; Viridiplantae; Streptophyta; Magnoliopsida; Malpighiales; Euphorbiaceae
Product: putative pentatricopeptide repeat-containing protein At1g12700, mitochondrial
Exons: 1
Coding region: 1-609 (202 amino acids)
Molecular function (GO): protein binding
Source: RefSeq, a predicted model, not a curated record
AUGUCGGCGCGGAGGAUUUUCACAAGUGCUGGGAGGUUCUUCCACUUUCAACUGCAAAUGGAAAUGGGUAUCAUUCAAUCUCCAUCCUUAUUAUUUGCCAAUUACUUUCAUUCUUCUACUUCCAUGCAUGUUCCUAAAGAUGCAAAAUCUCAACGUUUUUUGAGAUCUAAGUUCAAGGACAUUGAUGAUGCCUUAGCUUCCUUUAAUCAUAUCAUUCUUAUGCGUCCUCUGCCUUCUAUUGUUCAGUUUUGUCGAUUUUUAUCUGCCCUUGUGGGGAUGAAACAAUAUCACACGGUCAUCUCUUUGUGCAGAACAAUUGAGUCUCUAGGAAUCUCUCACAGUGUUUAUUCUCUUUCUAUAUUGAUUAACUGUUUCUGCCGAUUACACCUUGUGAAUUUUGGCUUCUCAAUUUUGGGGAAAUUUAUCAAAUUUGGAUUGGAGCCCAAUACUGUGACAUUUACUACCUUAAUUAAUGGGCUCUGCAUAGAUGGUAAAAUCAAUGGAGCAGUAGAUUUUUUCAAUGAUAUGGUUACUGGAGGAUAUCAACCUAAUGUUCAUACCUACAAUGUGAUAGUAAAUGCUCUAUGUAAAGGCAACACAGCUUAUUGA